Molecule: messenger RNA, 576 nt
Organism: Aspergillus pseudotamarii
Lineage: Eukaryota; Fungi; Ascomycota; Eurotiomycetes; Eurotiales; Aspergillaceae
Exons: 1
Coding region: 154-462 (102 amino acids)
Source: RefSeq, a predicted model, not a curated record
UGAUUCGUCAAUCUGGAUCUGCAGGUGACAAUCGGGUUUACCAUUGUGGUGGACGGCUUACCCGAAACACGCUAUGAGGAGAACUCCGCAUACUGCUCCACCCAGCCACGCUAAUGGGGUCUCCUUCUCCUCUUCUUGGCACGCUUACAUAUCAUGACCAGCAACACAAUCAGUGCAGGGAAGGCUUAUGUGCGCCUUGAGCUGAUCCUCGGGGGUAAUCUAGUAUGCUAUUUUCUAAUUGGUGUUUUGCUGACGGAACAGUCCAAGAUUGAGUUCCGUGUGGAACAGGUUAGCGUGCUGGGAUUAAAUGAUCUUAGUAAAUAUCACCGCGCAACCUCACCUCUCAACCUUCUGUGGCCUUCUAUCCUCCCUCCCAUCGUUCUACGAGUGGUUCUCGCCCUAGUAGACCACAACUUGGCGAUUUUGAAGGUCGCUUGUAACUUGCGAUCACAUUUCAAUUAGAUUUGGUUCACCUAAACAUCGCUGGGAGUAUCUUUCACUCGCAAUUGUCCGCACCAUCUCUCAUCAUGGCUCCUGAGCUAGAUAGCAGCGUCAACCCACCACCAGCCCCAGGUA